AUGGCGAGUGCCCAGCUAGCAGCUGAAGAGGAGCUGCAACAAAGCGUUGUGGUUUCUGAGGAGGACCUGGAGCGCGAUGAAUCGGACUCCUCGAACGCGGCAAUGUUACCUUAUCAAAAUCAGGACGAUACAUCGGAACCCUCGAGAACUGGGUCCGGUAAGCAGUCAUACCUGCACGUCAAUGGCUUGGAAGACUCGACAAUCGAAAGACCCGGCGGUCCUACAGCGACCUUGGUCUCUAAGAAUGCUGAGUCUAUCGAAGAUGAUGCGGAAGGAGAGGAGGACGCCCCGGGCGAAGAUGACGGCGCUGCAGAUGCCGACGAAAUUGUGGACCCCUACUACGAUGAGGACGAUGCUGAAGGGGAGGAAGAUGUCGAGCAUGUUGUGCAGCUCAACAUGGAUCAAGAUGACGGCGUCGGCGAAGCAGUUGAACAGUCCACAGAGAGUGUGCAAUCUGGUGAAGAUGAGGAAGACAACGAUGACGAAGGCGUUGGCGCUGUGAAAAUCCGGCCUGGCGACACCGACGACGAAGAUGAUGAUGUCGAUAGCGAACAAUCACAUUCAACUACCGAUGGCUCGGAAGACUCGGACGGCGCAGCUGCCUGGGAGGAUGCCCCAGAAAGUCACGAAGAUGAGGAUGAAGAGUCAGGUGCUGCAGGUCGAACUUUGUGCUUGUUCUGCAAACAGGAUGAAGAACAUGACCCGGGCGAAGACUUUGAGGACUACCUAAUGUGCUCUCAUUGUGGCGAGAACUGUGCGUUUGACACCAAAGACGAGACUCUGCAUACUGACAUUUUCCAGCACAUCAAUUUUGCGCGCGAGAAACCGGUGCUUUGCGAUCGCACGAUGACAUCUGAUUCGCAUAUACACGAUGAUCAAGACGUUUUGGACAAGCAAGAAUAUCCCGAUGUGGAUGGCGAUGACGAUGAACAUGCACGACUUCUUCGAAAACGCCGAACUUCUCUCUCUGAACCCGACGACAGUGCAAUGUUGCUUCGUAAGCGUCGGCGGCGCACGCCUGAAGAACAACAUUCGUCGCGUGAAACCACGUCUCACAACGCUCAAAGCGAGGCUGGUGAGACAGACAAACCUCGAAAGUUGCGCCUCAAGGUGUCUCGGAAUCAUGCCGCCGUCACUAUCACCAGGCGGUCGAAUAGCAUGCUGAUUAGCAUCCGUGUAAACCCUGCCGGCUUACGACAUAUCAUGGUGUCCAAAGCAUCUUCAAAUCGUAAACGGACGGCAAGGAACGAGCCGGCGCGAUCAGUUCGACCGAGCCUCACAGCGCUGUCGACGCCAUUCAUGUCAUCAAGUAGCUCUCAGCCAUUCUACUCCUUCCUUGAUCGAGAGACGGACGAUAUAAGAACAAAGCCCUAUGGCGGCAUUCUUACUGACGUCGAAGCUGACACGUCUCGCACGUUACCCACGAAUGAUGACCGCAGACGCUUUGACGAAGCCAAGCAAAAGGCUGAGGAAGAAUGGAGGACUAUGCACGUCAUCCAGAUCAGCCGCGAAGGCGCUGAAAAGGCCAAGAAGGGUAAAAAAGCGGCUGGUCCGGCUAGCCAAAUCGAGUGCAUCGAGUUUGGCGGUUGGGAAAUCGACACGUGGUAUGCAGCACCCUACCCCGAGGAGUACAGCAGGAAUCGGAUUCUGUACAUCUGCGAAUUCUGCCUCAAGUACAUGAACUCUGACUACGUGGCAUGGCGCCAUAAGCUCAAGUGCCCGGCUAAACACCCUCCCGGAGACGAGAUCUACAGGCACGGGUCCAUUUCUGUGUUUGAGGUGGAUGGGCGCAAGAACCCGGUCUAUUGUCAGAACCUCUGUCUGCUCGCAAAAUUAUUCCUCGGCUCGAAGACCCUCUACUACGACGUUGAGCCCUUUCUGUUCUACGUACUUUGCGAGUACGAUGAUCUGGGCUACCACUUUGUCGGGUAUUUUUCGAAAGAAAAGCGAGCCAGCAGCCAGAACAAUGUGUCUUGCAUCUUGACACUGCCGAUCCACCAGCGCAAGGGCUACGGCAACCUUCUGAUUGACUUCUCCUACCUAUUGACACGCGUAGAGAAAAAAACCGGCUCUCCGGAGAAGCCGUUAUCUGACAUGGGUCUUGUCUCAGAGUACGUGUCGAAGUGGGAUGCUAAGCAGUACGUCAAACUCCACGAAGAGGCUCUGGUCUGGACGCCUUACGUGAUGGGGAGAGGAAACACGACAAAUUUUGAGCUGGGCCCUGCCAUCACUGCCAUGGCUCCCCGGGAAGAGGAGGAAGACCGCAAGAUAGUCGCGCCGCCACUUGUUAAUGCCGUUUCAACGGGCGUGGCUUUGGAGAGUCAGGGCUCGGUUCUCGUGCCUGCGGAGAUCGGUCCAGCACCCGAGAAGCUUACUCCAGUAGAUGGUGUAGCAGAUGAACAGAGCGCCUUAGCGGACCAGGUCUACACGCCAGCCGGUGGGCGGCGCCAGGAACGCCCACGGGCCUCGUUUCCGCGCCCUGCAAUUGUCCGCACGGCUCCACUCAGCAGCAGCAGCAGCGCCAAACCCAGACGGUCAGCGGGUGGCGGCAGCGUCAAGCGGCCAUCUGCGAGCAAGCCCAAGACGAGCGGGACCUCGCGCCGCAAGAGCGGUGGCACUGGCCGCGGCCCAGGCCGUUGGCCCAAGGGCACAAAGAAGAGCGACUAUGGCAACGCCGACAGCGGCCCAGGCCUGCCGCCGGCAUGGGUGCAGGAGCGCCAGAGGCUCCUCGCUGAGAGCGCCAAGAAGAAGGGAACCGGCGCGGCUGCGCACGAGGCGACCGGCGGGGAAGCUGCCCGGGUCCAGUUUGAGGAUCUGGUGGCGUUGCAUGGUGACGCCAGGGUGCCCGGGGCGGCGGCACCUGGUGGUGACAUUGCUUACACCAACAUUGCGAGUGAUAUCCCGGCUGUUGGAGACGAGUAG
Messenger RNA from Verticillium alfalfae VaMs.102, 2922 nucleotides. RefSeq names its product histone acetyltransferase mst2. Bases 1 to 2922 code for a protein of 973 amino acids. NCBI's taxonomy places the organism in Eukaryota, Fungi, Ascomycota, Sordariomycetes, Glomerellales, Plectosphaerellaceae. Gene Ontology annotation, molecular function: histone acetyltransferase activity. The transcript has 4 exons. The record is from RefSeq and is a predicted model, not a curated record. Gene Ontology annotation, biological process: regulation of DNA-templated transcription.